This is a messenger RNA of Plutella xylostella (diamondback moth), 2332 nucleotides long. RefSeq names its product TATA box-binding protein-like 1. Gene Ontology annotation, molecular function: DNA binding. The record is from RefSeq and is a predicted model, not a curated record. NCBI's taxonomy places the organism in Eukaryota, Metazoa, Arthropoda, Insecta, Lepidoptera, Plutellidae. Gene Ontology annotation, biological process: DNA-templated transcription initiation.
GAGAUUUGGAUAAGCUAUUCUAACCACGAAACAGGAUUUGUGCACAUUGGCAGUUAGGGUAUGCGCCCCAUUUUAGUUCAAGAACUAUCCCGUGGUAUAUUUUCCUUGGCUCAUAAAAUGUAAUAUUCUAAGUUCUUCAGCAAUGCAAUGUACCUACGAUGACAACCAAUUACAUGAGCUUCCUUCCGCUCGGUGCUAAUCUAGAUUAGCGUCGAAGGGAUGUCAUAAUUCCCAUCCUUUGUGCUCUCUAUCACGUGUGGUCCAGGUCGUUAUGAGGUCAACAACUGCUACCUUCAUUGUGGUUCAGCACAAAUUUUGCGACCCGUAAUAAAAUUACGGUUCUAUAAGAUGUAAAUCUUUUAAAUCAUCAUUUAACGAUAUGAGCGUUUGAAUGACGUUUCAAAAACCUUUCAAAAUCACGGUUUUGUCUCUGGCAUUCCGUGUUCCUGGAAUUUUACCUGUGGUGAUUUUUUUCCACGAGGGCUUUACGAAUAAUAAUGCAAGUGCAUUCCCAGGCGAGGGUGUGUGUCUGCGGCGGACGUAGGCGCGGGGCGGGGCGGCGGCGCGGGGGGAGGGGCAGUCAGCUCCCGCCCUGGUAGCUGGCCAUGGCUACACUGAUCCAAGAGAAUGGCAUGAAGGGAGCGGUGGGGCAGCACGCGCUGCACGGCGCGCACGCCAUGCCCGCGCACAUGGUGCCCGACCACGAGUACUGCGAGAAUAAGGCGCCACCCGCCCCCGCCCCCGCUGUCGAAGACCCUGCGCCUGACGAAGAGGAGACGCCCGAGAUAGACAUCAUGAUAAACAAUGUAGUGUGCAGUUUUAGUGUUAAGUGCCACCUGAACUUGAGACAGAUAGCGUUGCAAGGUGUGAACGUGGAGUUCCGGCGCGAGAACGGCAUGGUGACCAUGAAGCUGCGGCGGCCCUACACCACGGCGUCCAUCUGGUCGUCGGGCCGCAUCACGUGCACGGGCGCCACCAGCGAGGACCAGGCGCGCGUGGCCGCCCGCCGCUACGCGCGCGCGCUGCAGAAGCUCGGCUUUGAAGUGCGCUUCCAGAACUUCCGUGUAGUUAAUGUAUUAGGAACCUGCCGUAUGCCAUUUGGAAUUAGGAUCAUAGCCUUUUCCAAGAGAUAUAAAGAAGCAGAUUACGAGCCUGAGUUACAUCCAGGUGUUACCUACAAACUAUAUAAUCCUAAAGCCACAUUAAAAAUAUUUUCUACUGGAGGUGUCACAAUUACAGCCCGCAGCGUGAGCGACGUGCAGUCGGCGGUGGAGCGCAUCUUCCCGCUGGUGUACGAGUUCCGCAAGCCGCGCUCCGCCGCCGACGAGGAGGCGCUGCGGGCGCGGCGAGGCGCCCCCGCCCCCGCGCCGCCGCCCGCCGCGCCCGCCGCGCCCGCGCCCGCGCCCGACCCCAUGCGCCUCGUCACGCUCUCCGACGACGACAACGACGCCUGGGAGUGACGCCAUCCACCCACUCACAACUAAACCACCACGAGAAUGGACUCGCAUUUGGCAUAGAGCAAUAACUGAUCGGUUGUAACGGUGAUAUCGCGUGUGAUCUUACGUUGAGCUUUGUUCGGUUCAUGCCAAAGAUAUUUAUUAGUCGAGGCGCGCCGCCGCCGCCGGUAGACUAGCCGCCCCUCGCCGCGCGCGACGCGAAUGUUCGAUUACUACUUCAGUUCGUAGGUGAUGUCGAUUGAUUCGUUUAUGCUGAAACCAAAUUACUAAGAAAGAAAUGUUCAGAGAAUAAAUCUCAAACGAUACUCAGUCUUGUUUUCCUUUGCUAAUAAUGAUUUGUAGUGAUGAAAUUAAUUGUAGCGUAAGUAGUGUUCAUAAGAUUUUUCUACAAAGUAAUGACUGAACCAUUAGUUAGAUGUUGAAAGAUUGUAAAUAUAAAAGCUUGGACAUUAUACAUUUCAGUAAAAAAUCAUGGUGUUUCUUUCAAAUUUUAUUUCAAUAGAAAAAGUAUUAGUAAAAUGUGCGAAUCAGUGACUAAGUGAAAUAUUUAUAUCAAUAUAAGGCACAAUGCAAGUAUUCUUACUGUAAGGACAAUAUUAGAAUUUACUAAAACAUCUCUUACUAGUAACAGAUAGGUUACUAAAGUGUUCAUCUUUAGCAAAUUUCUCAAAUGAUACCAUGUAAGUGUCGCUCAAACUGAAACUCUCAUUUCAGAAAGCCAUAUCUCAUAGGCUCAGUCAGUAUACCAGUCAUUGUUGUAGUUGAGUUUAGAUUAAUUAUCUAAGUUGGUGGGAUCCUAAUGUUUUAACCACCCAACCAGUGAAUGCUUGGAAAAUACAGACUUUGUUAAAUAAAUGUAUUAACUGUAAUAACUA